AGUACUCAAAUUGUACAACAGAAACCUCAGCCAAGGAAUACAAUUAGAAACAGCUUUGCAACAACGGUUGUUACUAACAGCAAGUCAAUUCAGUGUUGUCUAUCUGAUUUCAGAUCAAAAUCUCAAGUUGUAUGUUUGUGUUGCAAACGUGAUCACUUAUUGGAGCAGUGUACACAAAUGCAAAACAAGAUGCACAAGGAAAAACUGAACUUUCUAAAGGAGAAAGGUAUCUGCUUUGGCUGUCUUUGUGUUGGACACAUGAGCAGAGAUUGUGAAAAGCGCUUGACUUGCACAGUAUGUGGCCAAAUGCAUCCCAGCAUUCUGCAUAUUCAACAGAAGGAGAGAACAUGCACUCAAGAACAAAAUCGUCCAUCACUAAGUAGUGCGCUUGUUGCCCUUCAAGCAUGUGGUCAAACAGGUGCCGGUAAUGGAGAAUGUGCAUUAUCAAUUGUACCAGUUCAAGUCAAAUCCUGUAAAGGACAAAAGGUAAUUCAAACAUAUGCAUUCUUGGAUCCUGGUAGUUCUGCCACAUUUUGUUCAGAACACUUAAUGCACCGUUUGAAAUUAAAAGGAAAGAAAACUAAUAUUCUUUUGAAAACAAUGGGCAAUCAAAGGUCUGUUAGUAGUUCUAUUCUGACUGGAUUGGAAGUGUCUAGCCUUUAUAAUGACAUCUUUUACAGUCUUCCGGAAGUUUUCACUCAGGAGAAAAUGCCUGUGUCCAAAGAUAACAUGGUUACCGAAGAGGAUUUGGAUAAAUGGCCAUACCUGAAAGGUGUUAAGAUCCCUCAUAUUCCUGCUGAUGUGGAUUUGCUAAUUGGAGCAAAUGCUUCCAAGGUAAUGGAGCCCUGGGAGGUUAAAAACAGUGAUGGAGAAGGACCUUAUGCAGUUAGAACCCUACUGGGAUGGGUCGUGAAUGGACCAUUACAAGGAAGCAAGGACAAUGGGAACACAAUUGAAUGUCCGGAUGUUACUGUUAAUAGAUACGCAGACAAGCUGGAGGAGCUGAAACAGGAGCUCCAACAAAAAGGAAGCCACAACAGGCUGCAGGAGGAGGAGCUUAUCAGUGCGAUGAGAGAGCAGGUUCUGCGUCUCACCCAGAAGGAGCAGGUGCUGGAGGAGCGUUUGGAGAGUGUGUGUCAAGAAAACACCGAGCUGAGGGCCAGUUUGGCCUCUUUGCACACACGCCUGGCUCUACAAGACCAACUCAACCAGCAGCACAGCCAGCAGCUAGCUGGGGCGCUGCAAGAGGCAGAGGCUGCACAGGGUCGCUCACGGCAGCUGCAGACCCAGGUGGAGGAGCUUCAGGAGGAGGUGUCCCUGCAGGAAGGCAGGAGCCACGGAGACGCCUCCCUGCUGUCCGAGCUGGAGAGCAGCAUGGAGACGACGAGCCUCUGGGUCAGCAAAGAAGAGAUUACACAAGAAAUGUGGUCCAGUCUUCAGUUGCUGCUCCCACUGACACCGAAACUGAACAACUCGGGGAGGUCAGAGGUCGUGGAUCAAAAGGAAGACCUGCACACAAUGCUGCAUCAGCUGAAGGGAGUGGCCCAGACUCUGGCACUGACGUGGGGCCCUCAGGAGCUGAAUCAAGCUUUUGUCGACAGGACGGGCGAUCAGUGUGGGAAUCCGAGUGCAGCGCAUGAGCUGAGAGAUCAGAACGUCCAUCUGCAGCAGGAAAACGCUGAGUUGAAACGUAAGCUGCAGGACGUGAAGGAGGAGGAGGCCGACGUCGUCCAACAGACCAUCAGAGAUCGAGAUGAAGCCAUAGCCAAGAAAAACCUGAUGGAGGCGGAGUUGGUGAGAAGUAAAAGUGACAUGAUAUCUCUCAACAACCAGUUAUUAGAAGCCAUCCAACGUAAGCUGGAGUUGUCACAGGAACUGGAAGCCUGGCAGGACGAUAUCCAGAUCGUUAUCAACCAGCAGCUCAGGUCCCAGCAGCAGAUGGAGCAUCCUCAGAAGAAGUCCACCUCCAACGGCACGUCCUUCUUCCGCAGGGGGGGAAGAGCCGCCUCCACCUCCUCCACCUGGAGUUCAGACGUGGAUCCUGGUUGAUGGGACGAGUCUUGGAAGUUUUUCCUGAUAAAAAUGGACUUGUGCGAGUACAAACUAAAACCAAUAUACUUGAGAGACCUGUGACAAAGCUUUGUCUAUUGUAUGACAACCUGGAAAAUUAAAGGACUGAUUGCAAAGACUUAUGUUCUAAAAAUGGAAGAUUGUUUAAAUGCAAUGUUAUACAGUGUCGCUUUGGACUUUAAUGGCUCUUUGUAUAAAUAUUGUAUUGAAUUGUAAUGUCUACUUGUCAUGUACAAUUAGGGGCCGGAGUGUAAGAGCCAUUAUGCUCUCUUUUUGCUGUUGUAGUUCCACUGGAGAACACUGGGUGGAGUAUGGGUUUAAGGUGUAUAUAGAUAAUCAGAGAGCAAGGGAAGCCAGGUGUUGGGUUUAAGGUGUAUAUAGAUAAUCAGAGAGCAAGGGAAUGAGGGUGUUGGGGAAGCAAACAGUUUUUGACCGUGAGGAUCAAGCGUGAGGAUCAAGGGUGAGGAUCAAGAGUCAUGGUGGAUCAGAACUAUGGAUUGUAACAUGUUUGAGCAUCAGAACGGAGCAAAAAAUAAAGAAGAUAAAAUGCAGUAUUGGACUGGAACUGGAUUCGUUUGGAACCACGCGUCAGAUAGCCCUACAAAACACCUCUACUAGUGACAA
Messenger RNA from Pungitius pungitius (ninespine stickleback), 2694 nucleotides. RefSeq names its product BICD family-like cargo adapter 1. Bases 178 to 2049 code for a protein of 623 amino acids. NCBI's taxonomy places the organism in Eukaryota, Metazoa, Chordata, Actinopteri, Perciformes, Gasterosteidae. The record is from RefSeq and is a predicted model, not a curated record. The transcript has a single exon.